Mytilus californianus (California mussel) is the source of this 1211-nucleotide messenger RNA. RefSeq lists its product as uncharacterized. Bases 719 to 1096 code for a protein of 125 amino acids. The record is from RefSeq and is a predicted model, not a curated record. Lineage: Eukaryota; Metazoa; Mollusca; Bivalvia; Mytilida; Mytilidae. The transcript is spliced from 3 exons.
GUUAACUUAUAUUUAUGUAUACACUUGGUAAAUUUUAUUUUAAAUAAACAAUGUUUUUCUAAUUUUCUGCCGAUUUAUAGUAUGAUCGACGAAAAAUAUAUAUGUACUAGGUCGACCGGUCUUAUCUUAUUCUUUUAAUUAGACUUGUUAAGAUCUUUGUGUUAUACACUGAUAUUGUGUAUGUCGUUAACUGUAUUACUAAAAUAAAUAAUCAUAGUGUGCUCAGUUUUAGUUUGUUCUGUUCAAUUUUUACUCCGAAUGUCAUGUCUAACGAUACCAGUUUUGAUGAAUAAGAAACGUAUUCCGACAGAAAACUUUUUUCUGAAAUGCUAGAGCUAAAAUAAACAAUAAAGAAAAGUUGAAAAUUCCAAUGCAAUAGAACAAGAGAUCCUAUUAGAAAUGCAGCAUUUGCGAGUCAGAGAAAAUGCUGAUCGCCUUGCAAUCAGAUUGAAAUUGUCCGGCUAGAGUGACAGCUUUGCUUUUGAACUUUUAUUGUAGGCCUGUUAUUCAAAUUUUAGUAUUUUAUUAAGCUAGAUAUGUAUAUAUAUAUAUAUUUAUGUACAAUUUUAACAUGGCAUCACACUUACUAAUAUCAUAUUUACUACUAGACGUUAACAACUUAUCAAUCAAUCAAAUCUGAUUAAGAGGUAUUAUUUUACUUUUAUGAUUUUAAAAGAUCUGAAAUCCAGACUCAGUUACUACCUAUAGCUUCAACAUAAUGCCUGGAAUAAAAGUCCAUACCAACAUAAAAGAAGUUGACUUACCAGAUGAUUUUGAGGAUAAAAUUGCAGAAAAAGCCAGUGAAGUUCUUAAGGCACCAUUAGAGUUGAUUUACAUAUUAGUCUCCCCUGGAAAUAGAAUGUUGAACAAUGGAAGAAAAACUCCAAUGAUAUUUGUUGAUAUAUCAUCCAUUUUUAAAGAAAAAGUCUACGAUGAUUUCAACAAAAUCUUUAUACCAUUUUUUGCUUCACUUCUAGAUCUUCCACUCAACAGAGUAGUUAUAAAGUAUAUUAAUGUAUGUCCGACAGAUUUUGGAAUGGUUAGAGAGGCACCAGAAUUCAAACAUGCUGAAUUUUAUUCUUCUCUAAAGCAGUAGUGUUUCGGAAAAUAUUUUUUUUUUUAGAAAACUGCACUUGCGUACAGAAGCAUUUUGAUGUUGUUUUUUUUCAGCGUAUUUUGAAAUGAUGGGGAAAUAAACAUGAAUAAGUUUG